AUGUCGACGACAACCUCCUCCCCCUCCGCCCCGCGGUUAAACAUCAACAACAUCAACCCCCACGUCGUCAAGGCCCAGUACGCCGUGAGGGGCGAGCUCGCCGUCAAGUCCGAGCUCUACCGCGCCAAAAUCGCCUCUGGCGACGCCGCCGACCUCCCCUUUAAGGAGGUUAUCUCCGCCAACAUCGGCAACCCCCAGCAGCUCGACCAGAAGCCCAUCACCUUCUUCCGCCAGGUCGCCAGCUUGCUCGAGAACCCCAAGCUCCUCGAGCACCCGGACGUGCUUGUCGAUACCCUCGGCUACAAGACCGACGUCAUUGAGCGCGCCAAGUGGCUUUUGAGCCAGUGCCAGUCUGUUGGUGCUUAUAGCGCCAGUGCUGGUGUUCCUGCGAUAAAGAAGAGCGUUGCUGAUUUCCUUGAGAGGCGAGAUGGCUUCCCCGCCGACCCGGCUCACAUCUAUCUCUCGGCCGGUGCCUCGGCCGGUGUAAACACCCUCCUCCACAUCAUCUGCGCCGACCAGAACAGCGGCGUCCUCGUCCCCAUCCCCCAGUACCCCCUCUACACCGCCUCCUUGGCCGUCCUCAACGCCGUCUGCGUCCCUUACAACCUCGACGAGUCCAAGGCAUGGGGCACCGACCUCGAGACCAUCAAGGCGUCCUACGCCAAGGCCAAGGCCGAGGGCGUCGACACCCGCGCCAUCGUCAUCAUCAACCCCGGUAACCCCACGGGCGCCUCCCUCUCCGAGGCCGACAUCCGCUCCGUCAUCGACUUCGCCCGUCAGGAGAACCUCGUCCUUAUCGCCGACGAGGUCUACCAGACCAACGUCUUCGUCGGUGAAUUCCACUCCUUCAAGGCCGUCCUCCGCCGCAUGCAGCAGGAGCAGCCGGGCGUCUACGAUCACCUCGAGCUCGCCUCCCUGCACUCCAUCUCCAAGGGUAUGGUAGGCGAGUGCGGCCACCGCGGCGGCUACUUCGAGCUCGUGGGUUUCGACCCUAAGGUCGAGGCCGAGAUCUACAAAUUCGUCUCCAUCACCCUCUGCGCCCCCGUCCUCGGCCAGUGCCUCGUCGAGGUCAUGGUCAACCCCCCCAAGCAAGGCGACCCCUCCUUCGAGCUCUACGACAAGGAGUACAACGCCAUCUUCAACGGCCUCAAGGAGCGCGCCUACGCCCUCCACGCCGCCUUCUCCCAGAUGGAGGGCGUCGAGUGCGGUGAGCCCCAGGGCUCCAUGUACAUCUUCCCCACUAUCAAGUUGCCCGCCAAGGCUGCCGAGGCUGCUGCCGCCGAGGGCCGUACGCCCGAUGAGUUUUAUUGUAUGAGGUUGCUCGAGGCCACGGGUAUUUGCGUCGUGCCUGGCUCUGGCUUCGGUCAGAAGGAGGGGACUCUCCACUUCAGGACGACCUUCUUGGCUCCUGGUACUGAGUGGGUUGGUAGCAUUGUUAAGUUCCACAAGGAGUUCAUGGAUAAGUAUCGAUGA
Molecule: messenger RNA, 1473 nt
Organism: Scedosporium apiospermum
Lineage: Eukaryota; Fungi; Ascomycota; Sordariomycetes; Microascales; Microascaceae
Product: putative alanine aminotransferase, mitochondrial
Exons: 2
Coding region: 1-1473 (490 amino acids)
Biological process (GO): biosynthetic process
Molecular function (GO): L-alanine:2-oxoglutarate transaminase activity; pyridoxal phosphate binding
Source: RefSeq, a predicted model, not a curated record